UGUUUCUGUCCAGCAUGCAAUGAAGCAAUAGGGGCCGUAUCUGCAACCAAACUCAUCGAUGUCACUAUGGCAGCGCUCUUCAGAUUAGGUUUCUUGCCAGUCCGAAUAAGCCCACAGCUUGCUGUGUGCAGUGCAUUACAGUCAAUCUCUUCAGCACAGAUUCGAAGCCACAGAACGUGUUCCAGCACAAGGAAGAAUCUUUGUCAUUCAGCACCAGAGUUGAGAGAUGUAUACACUGAAUUAAGACAUAGGUCACCAGCACAAACGCAGUUCUUGAGGUCACUGCACAUCUCACACAAACGUUGUGCAACAAAGGGUGAAUUUCGACCCUCAGAGGAGGAAGUUGGAACUUUUACCAAAAUAAUUGAAGCAAUCGGGUUCACUGGACCAUUGAAGUAUAAUAAAUGGAAAAUUAAAAUUGCUGCCUUGCGCAUGUAUACAUGCUGUGUGGACAGAAUAGAUUAUGAUGAGUUCUUUGAAAAAUGUAGUCUACCUGAUACACUAAAUUCCUGGUUCCUUGUGACGCAGUUACAUGUGUGGAUGUGCCUGGUACGAAUGAAGCAGGAAGGACGCUCUGGGAAAUAUAUGUGUCGAUAUGUUGUUCAUUCUAUGUGGGAAGAUGUACAGCAGCGUGGGAAAGUAAUGGGAAUUGAUUCUGUGACUCUUAAGAACAGUAUGAGAGCUUUAACCGAAGUUUUCUAUGCUGCUAUCUUUGGAUAUGAUGAGGGAAUUAUUUCUGAUGACAGAGUUUUGGCAGCAUCGUUGUGGAGAAAUCUUUUUAACCAGCAAUGUGAGGAUCCUCGGAAGUUGGAACUGAUGGUGGAGUAUGUACGGAAACAGAUUCAAUAUCUAGAUUCACUAAACGGAGAAGAUCUGCUGCUGACUGGUGAAGUAGCUUGGCGUCCCCUGGUGGAGAGUGAUCCUCAAAGCAUCUUGAAGCCAUCAGCCCCAACCUAUAAUGACGAGGGACUUUAAAUUAAUUCCACAAUGUCGAAGGAGACCUG
This is a messenger RNA of Pelobates fuscus (common spadefoot toad), 1004 nucleotides long. Its product is annotated as ubiquinol-cytochrome-c reductase complex assembly factor 1. Bases 67 to 975 code for a protein of 302 amino acids. The record is from RefSeq and is a predicted model, not a curated record. Gene Ontology annotation, cellular component: mitochondrion. The transcript is spliced from 10 exons. NCBI's taxonomy places the organism in Eukaryota, Metazoa, Chordata, Amphibia, Anura, Pelobatidae. Gene Ontology annotation, biological process: mitochondrial respiratory chain complex III assembly.